Molecule: messenger RNA, 4206 nt
Organism: Oncorhynchus nerka (sockeye salmon)
Lineage: Eukaryota; Metazoa; Chordata; Actinopteri; Salmoniformes; Salmonidae
Product: RNA-binding protein 25-like
Exons: 18
Coding region: 142-2736 (864 amino acids)
Biological process (GO): mRNA processing; regulation of alternative mRNA splicing, via spliceosome
Cellular component (GO): spliceosomal complex
Molecular function (GO): mRNA binding
Source: RefSeq, a predicted model, not a curated record
UCAUAUUUUUUUUAGCGGCAUAACGUAGCUAGCAAAUUAGCUAUCGAAGGCAGAUAAAAUAUUGUUCAUUAAAGGUUAUACAAGGUUACAGUGUGUGUGUGUACGUCGCCCGGUUUCAGGUCACUGCACCCACCUCCCAAGAUGUCGUACCCCCCUCACCUGAACCGCCUCCCCCAGUUGCCCCCCGGGAUUUGCCCUCCCCAAUUCGCGGGGUUCCCCCAGGGAGUCCCAGCAGGUACGCCCAUGAUUCCAGUCCACAUGGGGAUUAUGACCUCUGCACCCGCUGUCAUGGUUCCUACCACAGUGUCUAUGGUCCAGAUGCCUCCUGGCCCUAGGAAGGAUCUGAACCCAGUCCGAGUCAAGGAGAACCAGGAGGGGGGCAGUGGAGACCCCACCACCACAGUGUUUGUCGGGAACAUCUCAGAGAAGGCUUCAGACAUGCUGGUCAGACAGCUGUUAGCGAAAUGUGGCCUGGUCCUGAGCUGGAAGAGGGUCCAAGGGGCUUCUGGGAAACUGCAAGGUAAAAACAAAACAGCAUUUGGUUUCUGUGAGUACAAGGAGCCAGAGUCCACCCUGCGUUCCCUUCGUCUGCUACAUGAGCUGUUGCUGGGAGACAAGAAGCUGCUGGUCAAGGUGGAUGCUAAGACCAAGGCCCAGCUUGAAGAAUGGAAGGCUAGGAAGAGGAACGCCAACGGGGGAGCCAAGUCUGAGGACGGGCCCAAGGAAGAAGAGGAUGAGGAAGAGGUUCUUGACGAAGACACAAAGCGUCGUGACCAGAUAGUGAAAGGGGCGAUCGAGGGGUUGAUCCGGGAGUACGGCAGUGAGCUCAACGCACCUUCUCAGGACGGAGACAACCAGCCCCGCAAGAAGAAGAGAGAGAAGAAAGAGGAGGAGGACAUCAAUGUGAUGGAUAUGGAAGAUGACAAAAGAGACCUGAUAUCCAGGGAGAUCAGUAAAUUCAGAGACACUCACAAGAAACUGGAGGAGGAGAAGGGAAAGAAAGAGCAGGAACGGCAAGAGAUCGAUAAGGACAGGAGGGAGAGGGACAAAGAGAGGGAGCGAGAGAGGGAGCGCCGGGACCGCGAGAGGGAGAAGGAGAGAGAGAAGGAGAAGGAACGAAACGACAACAACAACAAGGAGAGAGAGCGGGACAGAGACCGGGAUCGAGAACGGAUCGAUCGGGACCGCGAACGGACGAGGGAGAGGGAGAGGGGAGACAGAGGAGAGAGGGAGCGCGUGAAGGAGAGGAGUCGAGAAGUCAGCAUAGACCGCAGUAGAUCCAGAGAACGGAGCCGCGACGAGAAGAAACACGACCGCGAGGAGGAUCAGGAGGAGGCGUACGAACGCAGGAAACUGGAGAGGAAGAUGAGGGACAAGGAGACUGCCUACCAGGAACGUCUGAAGAACUGGGAGAUGAGAGAGAGGAAGAAGACUCGGGACUACGACAAAGAGAACCAACGAGAGGACGAGAGACGGCGUGAGAUGACAAAAGAAGGCAAGCGUCUGAAAGAGUUCCUGGAAGAUUAUGACGAUGACAAAGACGACCUGAAAUACUACAGGGGUAGUGCUUUACAGAAGCGUCUGAGAGACCGUGAGAAGGAGACGGAGCUGGAUGAGAGAGACAGGAAGAGGGAGAAGGAGGAGCAUGAUCAGAUCAGACAGAGACUGUUAGCUGAGGGACACCCAGACCCUGAGGCCGAGCUGCAGAGGAUGGAGGAGGAGGCAGAGCGGAGGCGGCAGCCCCCAGUGAAGCCAGAGGAGGAGGUGCAGCAGGAGAAACCAAACAGAGAGAGGGAGCACCGGGAGAGGGAGCACCGGGAGAGGGAGCACCGGGAGAGGGAGCACCGGGAGAGGGAGCACCGGGAGAGGGACCACCACAGGGACAGGAGAGGAGCAGACAGGCCUCCUCUCCAGCACCUUCAACCCCAAUCAGACGAUGACUUGGAGGAAGGGGAGGAGCUUGAUGAUUGUGACCGGGAGGACUCAUCAGAUGCCAGGCCAAACCCAAACCUGAAGCCCACGAUGCGGCCAAUAACAUCGGCCCCUUCGGUGUCGUCGGGCAGCGGCGGCGCCACGCCCAACUCCCCCGGCAACGAGUCUCCCUGCGGCAUAAUCAUCCCUCAUGAAAAUUCUCCUGAAGCCCGGCCCACUGAAGAACAGCAUCCCAAGAUUGGCCUCAGCCUCAAACUGGGCGCCAGCCCCAACCAUCAGAUCCACACCGGGAGUAAACGUAAGAAGCUGGCCAACGUCGACAGCGUCUUCAACAAGUUCGGCGAGGAGGAGGCGGACGAGGCGCCUCGUAAACGUAAGCUGGUUCCGUUGGACUACGGCGAGGAUGAUAAGAGCUUGGGUCUGGACGGGGCAGAGGUACCUGGAGGGAAGGGAGGACAAAACACAGAGGAGAAACGAAAACACAUCAGGAGUCUCAUUGAGAAGAUCCCUACGGCCAGACCGGAUCUGUUCAACUACCCUCUGGACUGGACUGCUGUGGACUCGACUCUGAUGGAGCGCCGCAUCAGGCCCUGGGUCAACAAGAAGAUUAUAGAGUACAUCGGAGAGGAGGAAGCUACGCUAGUGGACUUUGUCUGUUCGAAGGUGAUGUCUCACGGCACACCGCAGGGAAUCUUGGAUGAUGUUGCCAUGGUUCUGGACGAGGAGGCAGAGGUGUUCAUAGUUAAAAUGUGGAGGUUGUUGAUCUACGAAACGGAGGCCAAGAAGAUUGGUCUGGGGAAAUGAAGACUAGUACUACUUUCUAGUACUACUACAGUACUACUUUCUAGUACUACUACAGUAUCACUGUUGUGAGGGACAGUUUUUUUUUUUCUUUUUUUUUUUUUCUCCGGCUUCAAGUCUCUUUUAUUUCUCUUGACUGAUCACACGGACACCUCUCACUCACUAGGGUGUUGAGACUAUGAGCAUGGGCCUAUUACCAGUCCCCAACCCCCCCCAAAAGAUCUCUUUUAAAUGAGACUGAGUCAUUAUAAACUUCCCUGAGUCAAUACAUGUUAGAAGCACCUUUUCGCGGUGAUAUACAGCUAUGUCUUUCUGGGUAAGUCUCUUAAUAAGAGCUUUUCACACCUCGAUUGUACAAUAUUUUGCCGUUUAUUCUUUCUUUUUUUUUAAUCUUCAAACUCUGUCAAGUUGAUUGUUGAUCGUUGCUAGACAACCAUUUUCAAGUCUUGCCAUAGAUGUUCAAGCCAAUUUUAAGUCAAAACUGUAACUAGGCCACUCAGGAACAUUCAAUGUCGUCUUGGUGUAAGCAACUCCAGUGUAGAUUUGGCCUUGUGUUUUUGGUUAUUGUCUUUGCUGAAAGGUGAAUUUGUUUCCCAGUGUCUGUUGGAAAGCAGACUGAACCAGGAUUUCCUCUAGGAUUUUGUCUGUGCUUAGCUCUAGUCCGCUUCUUUUUAUCCUCCCACAUUGAGUACCACUCUUCAUAUUCUCAAGCAUGGCAGUGCCUGCAUCAUGUUAUUGGUAUGCUUGUCAUUGGCAAGGCUGUGUUGGAUUUGCCCCAAGCAUAACACUUUGUAGUCAGGACAAAAAAGUAAAAAUUUUUGCAGUCUUACUUAAGUGCCUUGUUGCAAACAGGAUGCAUGUAAAGGAAUAUUUUUAAUCUGUACAGGCUUCCUUCUUUUCACUCUGUCAUUUAGGUUAGUAUUGUGGAAUAACUACAAUGUUGUUGAUCCAUCCUCAGUUCUCUCCUAUAACAGCCAUUAAACUCUGUAAACUGUUUUAAAGUCACCAUUGACCUCCAUGGUGAAAUUCCCUGAGUGGUUUCCUUCCUCUCCGGCAACUGAGUUAAGAAGGACGCCUGUAUCUUUGUAGUGACUGGGUGUAUUGAUACACCAUCCAAAGUGUAAUUAAUAACUUCACCAUGCUCAAAGGGAUCUUCAAUGUCUGCUGUUUUUAUUUUCUACACAUCUACCCAUCGGUUGAAAAACCUCCCUUUGUGGUUAAAUCUUUGCUUGUAAUUCACUACUCGAUUGAGGGACCUUACAGAUAAUUGUGUGUGUGUGGGGGGGGUACAGAGUUGAGGUAGCCAUUUAAAAAAAAAAAAAAAAUGUAAACAAUUUUAUUGAACACGGAAUUAGUCCAUGCAAAUUAUUAUGCGUUUUUUUUGUACUUAUUUAGGCUUGCCAUAACAAAGAGGUUGAAGACGUGUUGAUUCAAGACAACUUUAAAUUCAUUAAUAAAAAACAAAACAAUUUU